Messenger RNA from Hirsutella rhossiliensis, 477 nucleotides. RefSeq lists its product as uncharacterized. The record is from RefSeq and is a predicted model, not a curated record. The transcript has 4 exons. The coding region runs from base 1 to 477 and encodes 158 amino acids. NCBI's taxonomy places the organism in Eukaryota, Fungi, Ascomycota, Sordariomycetes, Hypocreales, Ophiocordycipitaceae.
AUGCCCGACAAGGCCUUUAAGUCGCUGCAAAAGGCCGGCGGCAAGAACAUAUAUCCCGCCGACGUCAACAAGAUCGACUUUACGUACAACAGCGGCACCAAGCUCCGCGAUGCUACUAUAAAGGAGGCCGCCGACUACUACCGGCGUGUCGUCGACUGGUACGUCAACGGCGGCUUCACCGACGAGUGCGGCGUCGGCAAGAUCAACGAGGUGCGCGCGCGCCUAAACCCGGACAUACGCAUCGGCUUCGGCGAGCUCCACGGAUACCCGGGCCAGUUCGAGUCCGUGUCCAUAGUCGACUACCGGACCGGCGAGCCCAACGCGCGCUUCCGCGUUCUCGAGAUGCUCCAGCAAAACUUCCAGGCCGGCGACAGCCUCCUCGCCACCGCCGUCGCCGACGACAAGGCCUACUACGCCCAGGCAUACCGCACCGUCGACGGCCGGAGAAAGCUACUGCUCAUUAAUAAGACGGCCUAG